CUUACGAGAUUUGAGGAAUUUUUUUCACACUAAUCCUCAACGCAAGGUGCUGUGAUCGGAAUUCCUGAAAUUUUACGAUAUUGAGCUGCCAUAUAGAAUAUUGAUAGUUAUUUAAAUGAAAACUACUUUAAAAACGAGGAAUCAAUAUCAAAGUUACCGCGUGACGUAAAAAUAUAUUUAAAUUCCAAAUUUCACAGAUUUGCAUAAUGCAUAUUGUUCAAAUUUCUUUCCAAGAAGCAUAAAUAUACAAAUGCAACUAUCAACAGUAAUUGCGAUUGUUACAAAGCAUUAUAUGACAAAUGACUGAUUUAAUAUUAUAUUAUUCAGAUUAUUGGUUAUGCUUCGUUAGAAAGUAAAACAACAUUCUUCUAUUCACGAUGACAAUUAUACGAUUCAAUAAUUCACGGCGCUUCGUCUGUUAUUAUAAACAUUGUCAUAAUCAAUUUUCUACUCAAAGUUUAUCAGAUUUCCCGAAAUCUUGUAAUGUGAAAGAGAUUGAAAAUGAAUGGUACGAAAUAUGGGAGAGGAAUAAUUACUUCUCUGUUAAAAAUGUUGAGAAAACAGCUAUGAAAAUGUUGUUGCCUCCUCCCAAUAUUACCGGAGCGCUGCAUUUAGGACACGCGAUGACUGUUAUAAUUCAAGAUGUACUAGCAAGAUGGUACAGAAUGAAGGGACAUCCUGUGGUAUGGAUACCAGGCUUCGAUCAUGCUGGUAUCGCGACACAAAUGAUAGUAGAGAAACAUCUACUUAAGACAAAAGGUGUUAAGAGAUCAGAUAUAGGACCGGAGGAAUUUGUUUCAUUCGUUUCCCAGUGGAAGAAUGAAAAAGAGAAUAUGAUAAGAUCACAAUUGAAAGCUUUAGGUGCAAGCUUGGAUUGGUCCAGAGAAUACUUUACAAUGAGUGAGACUCACAAUCAUGCCGUGACAGAAGCGUUUGUGAUGCUGAACGAUCGAAACUUAUUGUAUAGGAAGAACGAUUUGAUCAAUUGGUCUCCUACUAUGCGUAGCGCGAUAUCUGAUAUCGAAGUGGAACGUGUAUAUAUUAAUAAAAAGACGAAGCUUCAGAUUCCAGGAUACGAGAGAACAGUCACAUUUGGCGAAUUAGUGCAUGUAGCUUAUCCAGUAAAAGAACAAGAAAUAGUGGUAGCGACUACUAGACCAGAGACUCUUUUCGGAGAUGUAGCGAUUGCUGUUCAUCCAGAGGAUGAAAGAUACGCUCAGUAUAUUGGAAAACAAGUCUGGCAUACUUUAAGGGAGACUUAUAUACCCGUUGUUUCCGAUGCCUUGGUCGAUAGACAAUUUGGAACAGGUGCAGUGAAAGUAACACCAGCACACGACCCUUUGGAUUAUGCGAUCGCAAUGAAUCAUCAGUUGGAUAUCAUUGAUGUUAUCGACGAACAAGGGAAUAUAACAACUGCCGGGAAAGAAUUUAAGGAUCUACCAAGGUUUAUUGCCCGACGAAAAGUGUUAAAUGAAUUGACGAACAGGGGUGUUUUAAGGGGUAUCAGCGAUCAUGAAAUGUGUAUACCUUUGUGUUCACGAUCUCAUGACGUCGUUGAAUAUUUACUCAAAGAGCAAUGGUUCAUCAGAUGUAAGGAUAUGGCACAAAGGGCAGCAGAAACCGUGAGACAAAAUCGUCUAGUACUUGUACCUCCGAUUCACGAACAAGUGUGGUAUGAUUACCUUGAUAAUAUCAGAGACUGGUGCAUCUCAAGACAAAUCUGGUGGGGCCAUUCUAUCCCUGCAUAUUACGUUUCAGUUGGAGAUAAAACUGAGUGGAUCGUUUCUCGAACCGAAGCUGAUGCAAAAAUAAUUGCGGAAAAUAAGUAUGGAUCGAAUGUAGAAUUACACAGAGAUCCAGAUGUGUUGGAUACUUGGUUUUCCUCUGCGAUACUUCCUUUCGCAGUGAUGGGAUGGCCGAAAGAGACGGAAGAUUUGAAGAAGUAUUAUCCUUUAACGUUAAUGGAGACAGGCAGUGAUAUCUUAUUUUUUUGGGUCGCGAGAAUGGUGAUGCUAGGAUUAGAGUUGACUAAUCGCCUUCCGUUUAAUGAAGUUUUACUGCACGGUCUUUUAUGCGACGCUUACGGGAAGAAAAUGUCCAAGACACUUGGAAAUAUCGUUUCACCAGAAAAUAUCAUCAAUGGUAUUACGUUAGAUGAUCUUGGUGCUCAAUUGAAAGAAAAUUUUAAUGCAGGCCUUAUGAACGAAGCUAUCUUGAAACGUAUGUUACUCGCUAAUAAGAAAAUAUUCCCGAACGGUAUACCGGAAUGUGGCGCAGAUGCACUGCGUAUGACACUGUGCAGCCACAAUAUUAAAAAUUCACACAUAAACUUCGAUAUUAUGGAAUGCCAAACGAAUAAAUUCUUCUUAAAUAAGAUUUGGCAAGCAAGCAGAUACAUAUUACUCAUGACACAUGGAAAAGUAUAUAAAAAACCGAACAGCAUGACAGUGAUCGAUCAGUGGAUUUUAAGCAGACUGUCUUUAAUGAUCGAUCUAGUGAACCAAUCGCUUACACAACGAGAUUUUCAUAAAGCUAUUGCGGCAAUGAAACAGUUCUUCUAUUAUGAAUUCUGUGAUUUUUAUUUGGAGGCAACUAAAUGGGGCUUCAAAAGUGAAAUCCCAGACGUACAUAUGAGCCAUACGUACAGUUUAAGAACGUGUUUAGAAACAUUUUUGCGUGUAACUGCGCCAGUAAUACCGUAUCUCUCUGAUGAUCUGUAUAAAAGACUGUCAAAUAUUUUACCAGAAUUCGUGUCAAUACCAUCGUUGAUGGAAGCCCAAUAUCCGGAACCAGAACAGUUUACCGAAUGGAGAGAUGAUCCUUUAGAUGAAAGAAUAAAUGAAGUUCUAAAACUUAUACUAGAGAUUCGAAGUGUUACGGCCAAUAUUAGCAAAAAAUUGAAUCCCGAAGUUCACAUUAUAAUUGACAAAUCGGAGGAUCUCGUCUUUUAUAACAAUGUCAUAAAUUUAAUCAAGGGAGGAAGUAAAAUUUUCAAUGUUUCUAUAUUCUCAGAAGCUAAUUACGCAGAGAAGAAGGACAGUGUUUCUUAUUCUUAUUCGCCCAACUGCGUGAUAGCGAUUAUCAUAGAAAAUCCGUCUGUUUUGGAAGAGCUUGAGAAGAAAAUUUCAGAUAAAACAAUUGCACAAAAGAAUCAGAAUUAAACAGACUCACAGUUGCCCCAAAUGAAAGACUGACAAAUAAUUGGAACUGUACAAGGUGUUGCCAGUACUAUACAUCCUGACCUUGGAAGCGGUGGAACACCAGACAACUCGAUUUUGUGCCAGGCAUAUGUUUCGAGAUUGAAUAUAUGCACGUCGUUAUAAUAUUUGUAAUCUCUUAAAUUGUCAUGAAAUCCACCGAAAACUAUUAAUUGCUUUUUUAUGUGUACCAUUCUGUGACCACUCCUUGCCGAUGGUCCGCCAGGUGAUCUUUAUUAAAAAGUAAAAGCCAAUGAAUACCAAUGAUUUGUGUGAAAGAAGAGUGAAAAGAAUUAUAGUUGCAUUUACUUACAA
Molecule: messenger RNA, 3512 nt
Organism: Ceratina calcarata
Lineage: Eukaryota; Metazoa; Arthropoda; Insecta; Hymenoptera; Apidae
Gene: ValRS-m
Product: Valyl-tRNA synthetase, mitochondrial
Exons: 17
Coding region: 378-3161 (927 amino acids)
Biological process (GO): valyl-tRNA aminoacylation
Cellular component (GO): cytosol
Molecular function (GO): ATP binding; valine-tRNA ligase activity; aminoacyl-tRNA deacylase activity
Source: RefSeq, a predicted model, not a curated record